Molecule: messenger RNA, 3223 nt
Organism: Elgaria multicarinata webbii
Lineage: Eukaryota; Metazoa; Chordata; Lepidosauria; Squamata; Anguidae
Product: RING finger protein 145-like
Exons: 10
Coding region: 50-2476 (808 amino acids)
Cellular component (GO): endomembrane system; endoplasmic reticulum
Molecular function (GO): zinc ion binding
Source: RefSeq, a predicted model, not a curated record
AGGCCUCUGCUUGGGGUUGGGGUGGGGGGGCGUGAUCCAGGGCCCAGCCAUGCCCCCCAGGCUGGAGAAGGUGGCCAACGUCGCCCUUCGCGUGCCCAGCAUUGUUCUCCUGGACUUGCUCUACCGGUGGGACGUGCAGGCCUUUGCUGAUCUGCUGCGCCCCCGGGCCGAAGACACCUACCUGCGGAGACAUCACCUGUGGAAUGUCUACUAUGCAGGGCAUCUGGUAUGUGUGGUGGUUUUGCUGCUGCCGGUCCGAUACCUCGUGAAGUUGUACCUCUACAUCCUGACGAUAUUACUGCUUUACGUUAGUCACCAGACCACCCGGGACUACAUCCGUCACGAAAUGGAUCGCGAAUUCCAUGGGGCCGUGUACAACGAUCCCGUGGCGCGGAGCCGCUUUGCCACCGUGCUCACAGGCCAGGUCAUCGUCGUCACCCUCUGUGCCCUGCUGCUGAAGACCAAGCGGGUGUGGCUCUUCUGCGCGCCGCUCCUUCCCUUGGCUGCCCGGCUGUGCUGCCUCCCGCUCCGAGCUCUGCCCACCGUCAACACCUUCGCCGCAGUCCUUACCGCCCUGGAGGCGCUCUACGUCGCCGCGUCUUGCUUGUCGCUGCCUUUCCAUUUGGUCGCUGCAGCCUGCAGGGAGAUCACUCAGGUGCUGGAGGUGUAUCGGCUGGUCACUCUAGGGGUGUCCCUCUGGCGGCAGCUGGCCGUCCCGCUCUUGUUCCUGGUCUUCUGGCUGGCACUGUUCACCCUACAAAUCUACGCCUUCGCCUCUUCUUCCUCUGGCAGUCUUUUGUCCCAGCAAGGCCUGAUCUUCAUCUUCCUCAGCAGUGUGGCUGAAUGCUGCAGCACGCCCUACUCCCUCGUCGGACUGACGUUCACCGUCUCCUACCUGGCCCUGGGACUACUCAAACUUUGCAAGUUCUACCUGGCAGGCUACGGUGCGUUCCAGAAUGGCAAUGUCAUGCACAGGGGCGUGACGGAGGGCGUGACCUUGCUGCUGCUCGCCCUCCAAACAGGCCUGCUGGACUUGCAGCUCCUCCAGAGGACGUUCCUGCUCAGCAUCAUCCUCUUCAUCGUGGUGACCUCCACCCUGCAGUCCAUGAUCGAAAUAGCCGACCCCAUCGUCCUGGGGCUGGGGGCUUCGCGGAACAGGAGUUUCUGGAAGCACUUCCGCGGGGUCAGCAUGUGCCUCUUCCUCCUGGUCUUCCCCGGCUUCAUGGCGUACAAGAUCGCCCACUUCUUCCACAUGGACUUCUGGCUCCUGAUCCUCGUCUCGAGCUGCAUGCUGACCUCGCUGCAGGUGAUGGGAACCCUCUUCAUCUAUGGCCUCUUCAUGGUAGAGCUCUUCCAGUGCGGCCCGGUGGAGAAGAUGGACGAGAUCAUCUACUACGUGAACGCCAUCAGCCGCGUGCUGGAGUUCCUGGUGGCCCUCUGCGUGGUGGCCUACGGCACCUGGGAGUCCGUCUUCGGGGAGUGGAGCUGGAUGGGGGCCUCGGUCAUCAUCAUCCACUGCUACUUCAACGUCUGGCUGAGGGCCCAGUCGGGCUGGAAGAGCUUCCUGCUCCGCCGAGAGGCCGCCAAGAAGAUCCGCCUGCUGCCGAGGGCCACGGCGGAGCAGCUGGAGGACCACAACGACGUGUGCGCCAUUUGCUUCCAGGAGAUGGCCUUUGCGGUGAUCAUGCAGUGCGGCCACUUCUUCCACGGGGGCUGCCUGCGGAAGUGGUUCUACGUGCAGGACACGUGUCCCCUCUGCCACCAGCCGGUCAAGCUCGCGGCCGGCGAGGAGAGUCGUUGGAGCCAAGGCAGGGCGCAAGGAGCAGACCCCGCACCGGAAGGGCAAGAGGCCCCCAGUCCCGAGGGCGGAGAAGGCCCCGCCCGCAGGAGUGCAGAAGUCAGGACCGCGGAGGCUGGUGAGCCCAGCCAUGCAGUUGGGCCAGACCCUCCAUUGACGGGACUGGCCAGGGAAGAGGCGGAGCUGUUCAGCAGUUCUGCAGCGUCCGUGGAGGGCGAUCCUGGCCCCAGCGGCACGCCCCAAGGAGAAGCAGGGGCCUGCUCCACCCCAGUGGAAGGUGGCCAAGCACCGGUUGAGCUGGAGCGCCCACCUUCUCCGGCCAGCCCCACGAAGCCACAUUCGGGAGACUUGCUCAGCAGGCCAGGGGAGCCCACAGCCCUGCAGCAGAGCACUCCUGGCGGUAGCGCUCCCCAAAGCGAGUUUGGGGUAUCCAACACACAUGGAACCGGCGGCCCUCAGCUCUCGGUUGCACCAGGAAUCCUAGCCGAAGGACACCUUCAGGAGCCUGCACCGAAUCCAGUUCCUGACAGCCCUUCUGCGGCAGCAGAGGGCAAAGUGGACGCCUUGGGUGGGAUCCAACCAGCAGCAGCCACCGACGGCGGCCUUGAGCCGUGGGCCAGCCCUGCCAACCAAGCUGAAGCCAGUGUGGAUUCUUGGGGGCCCUCCUCUCCUUCUUAGCACUCGGCCAUCAUUGCUGUCCGUCCCCCUCCAGGCCAAAAACAGUUCUAUCCCCCAGCUCUCCUUCCUGCUUCUAGGGGGGCAGACAGCCCUGGUUCGGCCAAGAGCAGCCUGCUUCCUGUCUCGCGAAGUGUGCUUUGCUUCGCACCCUGGUCUGGGGCUGGCGGGACUGAAACCGACCUCUCCGGAGCACCGGUGGGCCCUUGCUGCCCCUGAGGUUGCGUUUUAGGCAAACCCAUCCCACUUUUUUCUCCCUUUCCAUCGGAGAAGCAAGGUCUUCCCUCGGAACGCCGGCUGUCACCUUUAAAUGUUUGCUCUGGCCGCAACGUGGGCGCGUGCCGCUCUGUGGCAUGGAAGCGUCGCGUUUUCAAAAUGUUAACAUUCGCCACGGCUGAAGUGUUGUUCCAAAAUGGCAGCAGGGCACUGGCAACGCCCCCUGGGUGUCGGCGGGUGUCUGCUUUGCCCCUACUGGCCACCUGCAAACCUGAGCAGGUGCGUGAAACAGGAAGCCGUCUCUCCCAGCGAAGGAUCCUUGCAGUUUUCUCCCAUGUCGGCCGUGAGUGUCUGUUGAGGGCUCCCUGUGGGUGUUUGGGGCUUCUCAAAGCCUUUGUGGCGUUGAUGCACUUCUUCGCCAUCUGCCAGUUCUGCAUUCAGGUGAUUGGAAUGCAGAAUGAGCGCUUUUUCACCAGUGCGACCAUCCAGGGUCAGAGACUCUUGCUUGCGAACUCAAUAAAUUCAGCAAACGAA